This is a messenger RNA of Penicillium cosmopolitanum, 492 nucleotides long. RefSeq names its product histone H3 family protein. The transcript is spliced from 2 exons. Lineage: Eukaryota; Fungi; Ascomycota; Eurotiomycetes; Eurotiales; Aspergillaceae. Gene Ontology annotation, molecular function: structural constituent of chromatin; DNA binding; protein heterodimerization activity. Gene Ontology annotation, cellular component: nucleosome. The record is from RefSeq and is a predicted model, not a curated record. The coding region runs from base 1 to 492 and encodes 163 amino acids.
AUGCCAGUCAAAACCGCAUCCAAAGUCGGCAGAGGCCGCCCAUCACAGUCAACAACAGCCAACCCAAGCUCACCAUCAAGGGCGCGCAAAACUACCGGCACACCGAAGAAGAAACCCGCCGCAAAGCGACCAUCAAAUGUACAACCCGGAGACCCAACCCCAACAGGCCGACGCCGCCGCUACAAGCCCGGCACAGUCGCAUUAAAAGAAAUCCGGCGCUACCAACGCUCCUACGACCUAUUGAUCGCAAAACUUCCAUUUGCCCGCCUAGUCCGUGAAGUCGCACUGGAUUUACUACCCGCAGAACGGGGCUCGGAAAUUCGCUGGCAAUCACACGCUAUUCAGGCGUUGCAGGAAGCUUCCGAGGCGUUUUUAGUGCAUUUGUUUGAAGAUACGAAUCUUUGCGCUAUUCAUGCUAAGCGUGUUACUAUUAUGCAGAAGGAUAUUCAACUUGCGAGGAGAAUUCGGGGGGUUUGGGCUGGUUUGGGGUGA